AUGCAGUCCUACUUCGAGCUCUGCAGCAGCAGUGCGGCUGAAGUGUCUCGACUAGAACGCAUCGUAAAUGCUAUGCAGAGGGGAGAGAUUACCGAUGAAGUCCUCGAAGCGUGUCCUGAGCUCGCUCCAGCCUUCAAGCAACAGGAGAAGCUGAAGUAUAGGAAAAUUAUUCUAGAAAAGAGCCUUGCUGAACAGCUUGCGUCCAACAAAGCAAAGGGAUGCUCUGCAUCAAAAAGUGCUAAACACAGUGGAGGAGAACCGUCUGUCAACAAUGAAGCCCCGGUUGCAAAAAAGGAGAAAGGGGCGAGCAGCAGUGCCACUGCAAAGCCGAAGAAGCAUAGCUACGUCAUUGUGCAGGAUUACGGCUCUAGCAUCAUUAGCAGGCUGUCAGAUCUGUUCAAACACGCUAUCAAAGAGGCUUUUCCGACAAUUGAUAACGUCUCCGUAGCUUUGACAGAAACCACGAAUCCGAAGUUUGGUGACUACCAAUGCAAUUCAGCAAUGGCAAUAUCGGCGAAACUGAAGGGAAAUGGCACUGUUAUGAGGCCAUCUGACGUUGCCAGUGAAAUCAAAUCAAAGGUCCCGUCAUGCGAUUUGAUUGAAAAGAUUGAAGUCGUACCCGCAGGAUUCAUCAAUGUCUUUCUCAACAGAUCAUUCAUAGAAGCUCAAAUAGGAAAGAUCGCCUCGAAGGGGGUUCAACUGCCAAAAAUAGAAGCAAAGCGAGUCGUUGUCGACUUUUCGUCACCGAACAUAGCCAAGGAAAUGCAUGUCGGUCAUCUCCGGUCAACAAUCAUUGGAGAUUCCAUUUGUCGUCUUUUCGAACAUGUCGGCUUCGAUGUUCUCCGAGUUAAUCACAUUGGCGAUUGGGGAACGCAAUUUGGGAUGCUCAUCGCGUACCUCUAUGAUAAGUAUCCUGAUUUUAUGAAUCAACCACCACCUAUUAGCGAUCUCCAAGCUUUCUACAAGGAGUCCAAGAAGCGUUUUGAUGAUGAUCCAGAAUUCAAGAAACGCGCAUAUGACUGCGUUGUAAAGCUGCAGAGUUAUGAUCCAGAAAUCGUGAAUGCAUUGGACUAUGAUUUGUAA
Molecule: messenger RNA, 1083 nt
Organism: Cooperia oncophora
Lineage: Eukaryota; Metazoa; Nematoda; Chromadorea; Rhabditida; Trichostrongylidae
Source: the annotation of a GenBank genome assembly